Molecule: messenger RNA, 4135 nt
Organism: Neoarius graeffei (lesser salmon catfish)
Lineage: Eukaryota; Metazoa; Chordata; Actinopteri; Siluriformes; Ariidae
Gene: fam8a1a
Product: family with sequence similarity 8 member A1a
Exons: 5
Coding region: 303-1217 (304 amino acids)
Source: RefSeq, a predicted model, not a curated record
AGAUUCCAGUCGAUUCCGCCCUAUAUAUUUUUUUUUCCUCCCGAUUUUCGAUCAAAUAUUCUCAGAUGUAGGGUUUUGUUGUGUGGAAGACGGGCUCAAGUGAGUCUCGAUUUCAGUCGUUUCACGCUUCUGUGUGAAAACUUUGGAGUCGAUUCUCGUUUGCGCAGAAUCGAAUUAUUCGACUCCUUUUUCAGACUCAGAGCCCAAGCAAGAGCUAGUAGUAAUGGCCGCUGGGUUUGGGCAGUUUAGGUUCUCUGGGUUGAGGUAAAAGUGACGAUUAAAUACAUUUUACCCGAAUAAAAAUGGCGACAGCGAAAAACGAGGAAGAGCGAAGAACAAAAACAGAUGCUAAGGUACUGAACGGGCAUGUCGACCUGUCAAGGACGGAGUACUGUAAUAAGCUGCGGGACUGGAUGUGGAGCUACUACUGCGGCUAUGCGAGCUGGCAGAGCUGGAUGUGCGUGUCGGCGCUACCGUUAUCUCCUCCGUGGUUUCCAUCGCAACCUGGCAGCCAAGCAGCUAAUAUUCCUCCUUAUCCACCCGCCCCGACAUCCGCGGACAUCUCGAACUGGUACAUUCAGCUCACCAGUCCGCCUCAGAUGAAUCCCACAGCGGCUCCUCAGGCCGGGAGUUCACCCACAUCAACAACCCCGGCGCAGGCGAACGGAAACCCGGUUCAGCAAGCAGGUAGAGAGUACACCAUUCCUUCACCUUUACACAGGUUUCUGGCUGAAAUGGUGGAUUUCUUCAUCCUCUUCUGCAUCAAAGCGACUAUAGUUUUGUGGAUAAUGCACCUAAGUGGCAUGAGGGACAUUUCUAAAGUCAUCAUGCAGUUUGUAGUGGAGGAGAUCGAUGAGAACACGUCUCUGGAGGACCUGCAGAAGAUGAUGAUGGUGGCUCUGGUGUACAGGGUUUUAGUUUGUUUCUAUGAGAUUAUCUGUAUUUGGGGAGCAGGAGGUGCCACACCUGGGAAAUUCCUGCUUGGAUUGCGUGUUGUCACAUGUGACUCUACAGUUUUGGUACGACCCAACCGCAUCCUCGUGGUGCCAGCAUCUAACGUCACCUUAUCAGCAUCCACUGUACGGGCCUUGAAUAAGAACCUGUCCAUUGCGUUCCUCUUUCCAGUCUUCAUCACACUGCUCUUUUUCCAGCACAACAGGACUGUGUAUGAUAUUGUUGCGGGAACCAUUGUGGUCCGGCGUAGGGGGGCCAGAUGACCAGUUCAGAGAGACUGACUGGAAAAUAGUAUUACUGAACCCUAAAGGUUAUAGCCAUAGAAGGUCAGACCUGUUUUCUGUUUAAUUUAAAACAUGUACUUAAUUUAUUUGAUGAAAGGGUUUGCUAGUUGCAUUUUAGUUGUGUUAACAUGUUGCUUGUUAAUACACUUCAACCAAAAUUCAGGAAUGUAACUAUCGCUACAUCAAUUAGGCUACGUUCACACUGCAGGCUGAAGUGACUCAAAUCCGAUCUUUUCGCCCAUAUGUGACCUGUAUCCAAUCUUUUAUUGACAAUAUGAACGACACAGAUCCGAUUUUUUCAAAUCCGACCCAGGCCCUUUGGAUAUGUGGUCCUAAUUCCGAUUCCUAUCCGCUCUUUUCAUAUGCGACUUCAGUCUGAACCGCCAGGUCGCAUUCAUCCGACUUGUACGUCAUCAACAAGCCACAAACGUCACUAUUCUGCGCUGAAGUAGGCGGCGGGUCUCUCAAAAAAAAGUUACAACAACAUGGCGCAUAAUCACGGGAGCAGAUAGAGGGUGGGACUCGUCCCACCCAGAUUUAAAUUCACCUCGUUCGGUCCCCCCCACUUAUAGGGAGGAAAAAACGUCUAUGCUGUCUUUCUUUGCAUAAGGCAAACCUCACGGAAAAAUCAAAAGACUAAUUACCAUUCGGUUUAUUGAGGUACACAGCAGUGUAUACAUAGUUGCAACAACUCACAUAAAACAAAGACUGAUAUUCGGUUGGUUGAGCUGCGCAGACUGCACAGGUUGCGAGCUCGAGCUUGGUUGCUAUGGUAACCCACAACAAGUUUGACAGGCAUAUCGGGGUUGGGGUUGGUUUGCUGGCAGCUUUGUCCCCCCCAGUUUUUUGUCCCCCCCCCCCCCCCAGUUCAAAAAACGUAUCUGCGCCCCUGCGCAUGACAUCAAUGCGAGGGACGCUUCGGGCUGUGAAGGUUCUGAAUCUUCUCAAUGGAAGGACGCAGAGGUUAGGGAGCUGAUUUCCAUUUGGGGAGAUACAGCUAUUCAAGCUAGAUUGGAUGGGUCAUACCGCAACCGGGCGGUUUUACUUCCGUAAACACUGGCCAUGCUCACUGCGUGUGACGUCGUCGUAUCCUGCAAUGCGCAUGCGGAACACUUUUAGGUCGCUUUUCGUUCAUACUGAGGAUCACAUACAAGUCGCAUAUAUUUGUUAAUGUGAACGACCUCACAAAAAAAUCGGAUUUCACAAAAAAAUCGGAAUUGAGCAUUAAGCCUUGCAGUGUGAACGUAGCGUUAUAAAGAUACACACUCAUCUUUUACAUGCGCUCAUUUAAAAGUACUUGGGAUUACAGCAGCUUUCAGUAUGAGGUUUGUAGAUUUACAAGCUGAUUAUGUAUAAGAAAGUCCAAGAUCAGUGGCCCACAACGGAACAGCGAGAAAGCUGAAUAUCUGACUGAUUUAAUAAUGUGAAAAUCUAUUAACGUUUUCCAAGUAAGAAUUAGUCCAGCGAGAGGCACAUCGAUACCAGCAUUACAACCUCGAUUCCAAAAAAGUUGGGACAAAGUACAAAUUGUAAAUAAAAACAGAAUGCAAUGAUGUGGAAGUUUCAAAAUUCCAUAUUUUAUUCAGAAUAGAACAUAGAUGACAUAUCAAAUGUUUAAACUGAGAAAAUGUAUCAUUUAAAUAGAAAAAUUAGGUGAUUUUAAAUUUCAUGACAACAACACAUCUCAAAAAAGUUGGGACAAGGCCAUGUUUACCACUGUGAGACAUCCCCUUUUCUCUUUACAACAGUCUGUAAACGUCUGGGGACUGAGGAGACAAGUUGCUCAAGUUUAGGGAGAGGAAUGUUAACCCAUUCUUGUCUAAUGUAGGAUUCUAGUUGCUCAACUGUCUUAGGUCUUUUUUAUCAUAUCUUCCAUUUUAUGAUGCUCCAAAUGUUUUCUAUGGGUGAAAGAUCUGGACUGCAGGCUGGCCAGUUCAGUACCCGGACCCUUCUUCUACGCAGCCAUGAUGCUGUAAUUGAUGCAGUAUGUGGUUUGGCAUUGUCAUGUUGGAAAAUGCAAGGUCUUCCCUGAAAGAGACGCCGUCUGGAUGGGAGCAUAUGUUGCUCUAGAACCUGGAUAUACCUUUCAGCAUUGAUGGUGUCUUUCCAGAUGUGUAAGCUGCCCAUGCCACACGCACUAAUGCAACCCCAUACCAUCAGAGAUGCAGGCUUCUGAACUGAGCGCUGAUAACAACUUGGGUCGUCCUUCUCCUCUUUAGUCCGAAUGACACGGCGUCCCUGAUUUCCAUAAAGAACUUCAAAUUUUGAUUCGUCUGACCACAGAACAGUUUUCCACUUUGCCACGGUCCAUUUUAAAUGAGCCUUGGCCCAGAGAAGACGUCUGCGCUUCUGGAUCAUGUUUAGAUACGGCUUCUUCUUUGAACUAUAGAGUUUUAGCUGGCAACGGCGGAUGGCACGGUGAAUUGUGUUCACAGAUAAUGUUCUCUGGAAAUAUUCCUGAGCCUGUUUUGUGAUUUCCAAUACGGAAGCAUGCUUGUAUGUGAUGCAGUGCCGUCUAAGGGCCCGAAGAUCACGAGCACCCAGUAUGGUUUUCCGGCCUUGACCCUUACGCACAGAGAUUCUUCCAGAUUCUCUGAAUCUUUUGAUGAUAUUAUGCACUGUAGAUGAUGAUAUGUUCAAACUCUUUGCAAUUUUACACUGUCGAACUCCUUUCUGAUAUUGCUCCACUAUUUGUCGGCGCAGAAUUAGGGGGAUUGGUGAUCCUCUUCCCAUCUUUACUUCUGAGAGCCGCUGCCACUCCAAGAUGCUCUUUUUAUACCCAGUCAUGUUAAUGACCUAUUGCUAGUUGACCUAAUGAGUUGCAAUUUGGUCCUCCAGCUGUUCCUUUUUUGUACCUUUAACUUUUCCAGCCUCUUAUUGCCCCUGUCCCAACUUUU